CAUUAAUUUAGACGUAGGCUGAUGUUGUUGAUUAUAAGAUGUCACUCUUACUAUUCAUCUUCUAGGCUAGGUAACCAUUCUGCCAAUUGUUUUUCUUUCCUUGUUCAUAUUUCAUUUAUAAUAAAGAAUUCGUAAAAAUUAACAAUUUUCAAUUACAAAGUACUAUAAAAGCAUCAUUUGCAAUGUUAUGUCAGCUUUCAAGACAAUGGAGAGUUACGUUGUCAUACCCAAAAAUAUUUUCAUUCUGAAACUGAAUCAGUGGUUGUUGCUGAUUGCAAUAAAAGUUUUACAAUUAUUUUCUACAGGUAUCACAAAAUUAUUAUAUUUUCAAAUUUCAAUUCAUUUUUACAUGGAUACGAAUCUUUAAAAUAAAAAUUUAGAAUAUUGACAUCUGACAUGACUUUAAAAACAAAACAAGAUGUCAAAUGAUCAUUUACUAUUAAAAUGGUAUGAAAAGCUUUCGAAGUUGCCUGUCUGAAAUAAGCGAGUUUAAUAUCUUUCUUGAACCAUUCCUAUUAUUGAUUGUAGACCUUUGAGAAAUAUAUUUUAUUAUUGAAUUUAACAUCCGAAAUGUCAAGCCUAUAUUAAUUAAAAGAAACAAAUUUAUAUUUCUCGUUAAUUAGUUACGGUACCUUUACCAACGCUUUAUCAAACAUUUUUGCAGAAAAUUUUUAUUUAAAUUUAUUCAACUAUAUAUUAUAAUAGGAUAUGCAUUAUAAGAUAUUACACUAAAAUUGAUAAUAAUUAAAUUUUGAUAAGUUAGAUCUGAAACAUUUAUUUAAGAAAGGAAUGGAUAAACUACUCGACUUAGCAUGAAAAAAUCAGCUGAUAGUGCACAAAAGGCUGUUGAUCUUCAAAAGAAAGCAGCUGAGAACGCUAUGAAAUUUGCUGAAAAAGCUCAAGUUACAGCAGAAAAAAUGAAUGAGGCUUGUAAUAGUUUAGGGACAACAGGAAGAAAUGAGUUAUUGAAAAACACUCGACUUAGCAUGAAAAAAUCAGCUGAUAGUGCACAAAAGGCUGCUGAUCUUCAAAAGAAAGCAGUUGAGAACGCUAUGAAAUUUGCUGAAAAAGCUCAAGUAACAGCAGAAAAAAUGAAUGAGGCUUGUAAUAGUUUAGGGACAACAGGAAGAAAUGAGUUAUUGAAAAACACUCGACUUAGCAUGAAAAAAUCAGCUGAUAGUGCACAAAAGGCUGCUGAUCUUCAAAAGAAAGCAGCUGAGAACGCUAUGAAAUUUGCUGAAAAAGCUCAAGUUACAGCAGAAAAAAUGAAUGAAACUACAAGUAAGAGUAGAUGCUCUUUCAGUAACUUACCGUUCAUCUAAACUUUACCCACAAACUUUGAAAUUUAUAAUACGAAUUUCAAAACAUUCUUAAACUUGUAAUCUUAUUUAUUACAUUUUUAAAACAGCGUUUUUAUUGUACUGUUUCUCUACAAUAGUUUUCCACUAUAUUAGCAGACUGGAAUUGCCUUCAAUUGAUUUAAAUCAGUUGUCGGAU
Molecule: messenger RNA, 1497 nt
Organism: Nilaparvata lugens (brown planthopper)
Lineage: Eukaryota; Metazoa; Arthropoda; Insecta; Hemiptera; Delphacidae
Exons: 2
Coding region: 813-1322 (169 amino acids)
Source: RefSeq, a predicted model, not a curated record